CAGGCAGACAUGAGAUGAGUGUCUGUGUUUAUGGCUAUUAGUGGAGCUAUCGCAGCUGCACUACUGUCACACCAUGCAGUAAUGAGCUCUCUCUCGAAGCACUGGGUGGAGCCCAUUUUCACCGCACUAUGUGGCAUCUGAGCUACUUUAACAGCCAGAUGUUCCCCGAUCGCCGCUGAUACGCACGUGUUCAUCGUUACACCAUUACAAAAGAAUCAUCCCUAAGGAUCAUCCCUACAAUGACUGUAUCCGAUACAUCAGCUAUCCCUCACGGAUCAUGGGUCCUGGUUACGGGAGCGAAUAGCUUGGUAGGAUCCAAUGUGGCCGAUCGGCUGCUUAGUCGCGGGUACCGUGUGAGGGGAACCGUGCGGAAUGCGCAGAGGCACCAAUGGCUCGGAGAUCAUUUCCGUCACAAGUAUGGAACUGACAGCUUCGAGCUGGUCCAAAUCCAAGACAUACAGUGUCCGGGUGCUUUUGACGAAGCGAUGAAAGGCAUGUCAGGAGUAGCACAUGUAGUAACCAUCUUUGCUGGUCCAAAUGAUGGUACGGACGAGGUGUUCAAUUCCAUCAAACAACUGGAUCACAAUAUUCUUGCCUCCGCGGCCGCCGAGCCCAGCGUGAAGCGCUUUGUCUACACCUCCUCCUGCCAAGCGGCUAACACAAUGAGCUUCGAUGAUCUGAAUGGCAAGACCGUGAUCACGUCAGAAACUUGGAAUGAAACUGCCAUACAACGAGCCAAAACGGGGUCUCCUGAGGAAUGGAGACGGGGAUUCGACAUAUACAGCGCAAGCAAAGCCUUGGGCGAGCAAGGAGUCUGGGAAUGGGUGAAAGAGCACAAGCCUGGGUUCGUGGCGAAUACCGUUCUACCCUCGUUGUGCUACGGUGCCUCUCUCGAUCCACAACACCAAGGGUUUCCUUCCACACUACUAUGGCCAGCAGCUAUCAUCAAGAAUGACUGGGUCUCCGUUUCUCAACACGUGAAUGCCACUAUCCCAGAUGGAGGGUACUGUGUGGGCAUUGAGGAUGUCGCACUUCUACAUGUCGCGGCUUUGACCAAUCCUACCGUCCAAAAUGAACGCCUGUUCGCGUAUGGCUGGCCAUUCUUCUGGAAUGAUUUGGCUACCAUCUAUCGAGGUAUAUUUCCUAAUCGCGAGCUGCCGACAGAUCUGCCUGCCCGGGAUAAGGACGCGGACUUGUUAGACGUUAGACCUUCGAAGCGGUCGGAAGAUCUACUGAAAGAGAUGGGCAAGCCUGGGUGGAGUAGUCUAAAGGAGAUUAUUGUGGCUAAUGCAUAUGGUUUGGUUUGAGAGUUACUUCUUGACAGGAAUUGUUCCUCUCAAAGGAAAGCACGAUAGUGGCGUUCGCACACACAAUCUAGCCCUUUCGUACCUAUAAGAACCAGAUCAUAGUGAAUCAAUGGCUAUAUGAGGUCGCUCAAAACACGUGCAUAGUUAAGCAUACACACAGCAUUAAACAUUAAGUCUUUCUGCAU
Messenger RNA from Aspergillus welwitschiae, 1492 nucleotides. Its product is annotated as NAD(P)-binding protein. The transcript is spliced from 4 exons. The record is from RefSeq and is a predicted model, not a curated record. The coding region runs from base 240 to 1307 and encodes 355 amino acids. Gene Ontology annotation, molecular function: oxidoreductase activity, acting on the CH-OH group of donors, NAD or NADP as acceptor. NCBI's taxonomy places the organism in Eukaryota, Fungi, Ascomycota, Eurotiomycetes, Eurotiales, Aspergillaceae.